AUGAGCGAUGACCCGGCGAAAGCCCAUCCACCGCGUCAAGUCUCGAUACCGGCGAGGAAGCCCUUCCGCAGGGAUGAACUCUCUGGGUUAGAGAAGUGGUGGGGAGACCAAUACGAGUGGCUCAAAGCAUCUGGUUACGAGCUCAGAGCUCGCUACGCACCUGGAUGGGUGGCAUCAUGGCUAAAGAACAUGAAGCAGGCGCCGGAAAAGUCUGAAGACGGCAUACGGCUACGAUAUGUGAAGGUCAUAGACGCUACUCGUACUCGGGAUGGUGCAACAGUUAUGCUCAAAUGGACAAGGAAAUCCAAGAACCCAGACGAGAGAGCAGUUCACUCGUUUUUCUCCGAAGAGCCGCGCGCAUCAGACCCCCACAACCACUGUCUCAGGCUGUUAGAUGUUCUCGACGUUCCUGGAGAUGACGACCGCAUCAUCCUUGUUAUGCCUCUGGUACGUCCCCAUGACUCGCCCCGGUACGACACCGUUGGAGAGGCCUUAGCGUGCAUCAUGCAGGUAUUUGAGUCCCGCGUCUGUUCGUGUCUUCCUGACUUACACCUUAGAAGAGACAUUAAGGGUAACAAUAUCAUGAUGGACGGAUCACCGUUGUAUAAGCGGCCCUUUCAUCCUCAGCAAAUAGACAUGACCUUAGAUUUUAAGAGCAGCGCACGUCAUAGUACUCGUACUCGGAAUCCCGUUCGCUACUAUCUCAUUGACUUCGGUUUGUCUCGCCUCUUCGACGACCCGGGUCCCCAUCUUGUGUGGCCGUAUAUAGGCGGAGUCAAGGAAUUCCCGGAAAUCAUUGCCGACGAGCCGUGCGAUCCUUUCCCUAUGGACAUCUUUUGCCUCGGUGUCUGGAUUCAAGAAGACUUUCUCGAGGUUUGUGUCGAAAAAAAACGAGACAGUCUGGAGUUUUUAGAGCCUUUUGUCAAAGAACUCACGCAGCCAGAGGCAUCGAAACGGCCCAGAAUCGACGAAGCCGUCGCUCGCCUGAACACAAUCGCUGGCACUCUUUCUUCAUGGAAGUUACGCUCUCGAACUCGCGCGCAUAGUGAUUACUUUAAGCAUCUACGCUUCUUUGUCCAUUGGCCUAACCGCAUUGCGUAUAUCAUCACGAGGACGCCAGCUAUUCCGAUGCCCUAGUUAUUAUGCUCUGUCGUAGCCCCUAUUUCAACC
Messenger RNA from Coniophora puteana RWD-64-598 SS2, 1170 nucleotides. RefSeq lists its product as uncharacterized. The record is from RefSeq and is a predicted model, not a curated record. Bases 1 to 1137 code for a protein of 378 amino acids. Gene Ontology annotation, biological process: protein phosphorylation. Gene Ontology annotation, molecular function: protein kinase activity; ATP binding. The transcript has 4 exons. Lineage: Eukaryota; Fungi; Basidiomycota; Agaricomycetes; Boletales; Coniophoraceae.